Messenger RNA from Marasmius oreades (fairy-ring Marasmius), 1368 nucleotides. RefSeq lists its product as uncharacterized. The record is from RefSeq and is a predicted model, not a curated record. The coding region runs from base 1 to 1368 and encodes 455 amino acids. The transcript has a single exon. Lineage: Eukaryota; Fungi; Basidiomycota; Agaricomycetes; Agaricales; Marasmiaceae. Gene Ontology annotation, biological process: carbohydrate metabolic process. Gene Ontology annotation, molecular function: carbohydrate binding; hydrolase activity, hydrolyzing O-glycosyl compounds.
AUGUCACUCACGUUGAAGAAGAUAGCUGCUUUGGCGUCUUUGCUGCCGUUCUUCGGCGGACUGUUGGAUGGUGUUCGUGUCGCCAGAGCCGACAACCCCAUCGUCCAGACCAUUUAUACGGCAGACCCGGCACCCAUGGUCUACAACGACCGUCUCUAUGUCUUCACUGGCCACGACGAAGAUGGUUCUACAACCUACAACAUGCGCGACUGGCAUGUGUACUCGACGACCGACAUGGCGAACUGGCAGGAUCACGGCUCUCCCUUAAGCCUCGCCCAAUUCAGCUGGGCCAACGCCAAUGCAUGGGCUGGACAGGUCGUCGCUCGCAACAGUAAGUUCUACUGGUAUGUUCCAGUACGUCAUACCACAGGCGCUAUGGCAGUCGGGGUGGCUGUCAGUGAUAGCAUCACAGGGCCAUACCGCGACGCGCUUGGUAAACCCCUAGUCGAAAACAAUGAGAUCGACCCCACCGUCUAUAUUGACACUGAUGGCCAAGCCUACCUUUACUGGGGCAAUCCGAACCUCUCGUACGUGGAGCUGAAUUCGGACAUGACAUCCUACAGCGGCAGCAUUGUCAAGGUCGACCUCACGACCGCGGGCUUCGGCACCCGUAGCGGCAACGCCCAACGCCCCACGACAUUCGAGGAGGGACCAUGGCUUUACAAGCGCAACAGCCUCUAUUACAUGAUUUAUGCUGCCGACUGCUGUUCCGAGGACAUUCGUUACUCCACAGGUCCUAGUGCUACUGGCCCCUGGACGUACCGUGGCGUUAUCAUGCCGGCGCAGGGCAAGAGCUUUACCAAUCACCCCGGAAUCAUCGACUACAAAGGCAACUCGUACUUCUUCUACCACAACGGUGCCCUUCCCGGUGGCAGUGGUUAUACGCGUUCCGUCUCGGUUGAGCGCUUCACUUACAACUCCGAUGGUACUAUCCCAUCCUUUAACAUGACCACAGGAGGCCCCCCGCAGCUCGGCACCCUGGACCCCUUCGCACGCCAGGAGGCUGAGACGAUAGCCUUCUCAUCGGGACUGAAAACUGAGGUUUGCAGCGAGGGAGGCAUCGAUGUCUCCUUCAUCGACAACGGCGACUAUAUCAAGGUCAAGGGUGUCGCUUUUGGCAACGGAGCGAAGACUUUCACUGCUCGUGUCGCCUCUGCCACCAGCGGCGGCAAAAUAGAGCUCCGCUUGGGCAACCAGGAAGGCAACCUCAUCGGUACUUGCACCGUCCCGGGCACCGGAGGCUGGCAGACGUGGACCACUGUGACCUGCUCGGUCAGCGGUGCUACAGGAACUCAGGAUCUGUUCUUCCGCUUUACUGGUGGUAGUGGGGAGUUAUUCAACUUCAAUUGGUGGCAAUUUACUGCUUGA